GAGCGUACCCCCCUGCCGCAUACCAAGGCCCGCAUUGGCCCGCAUACACAACCAUUGCCUUGCCCUUGAGGCAUCGACGCAGAAGCAUUACCAAAAUAAACACCCGAACCCAAACACAGACCAUGAACCUUGUAUAGCAUAAGGUGUGGCUUACUCCACCGGAGCACAACUCAUAUCUUCCACUCACCACUCACCAGUCACCAAUACACAAGGUAGGUACCCGCACUCCAUUUCAGACGAGCAAACUCGGCGGUGACUCUCAAGUCUCAAGUCUCACAUCCUCACACCCCUGUAAUCACUCGACCUCCACUCGCGCAGUUUGGCGCAGUGCCCUCACCGGAGCCAUGGGCGUGUUUGUGGGUGUGGACGUGGGCACGGGCAGCGUCCGUGCGGCCGUGUUCGAGGCGGACGGCCGACUUCUGGCCUCGCACUCGCUGCCCAUCGCCACCUGGAGUCCCCAGCCUGACCUGUACCAGCAGGACUCGGAGGCAAUAUGGAACGCCUGCUGCACCUCGGUCAAGACAGCUCUGUCGGAGAGCGGCGCCGACCCGGCCACGGUGCUCGGUAUCGGGUUCGACGCCACCUGCUCGCUGGUUGUUCUCGACACUGAUCUGCGACCGCUCACCGUCAGCCCUCAGGGCGAGCCGGACCAGAAUAUCAUCGUCUGGAUGGACCACCGGGCGGUGGAGGAGGCCAAACUCAUCAACAGCCUCGGCCACCCGGUGCUGAAGUCGGUCGGGGGCACCAUCUCGCCCGAGAUGCAGACGCCCAAGCUGCUGUGGCUGCAGCAGCACAUGCCCGACACCUGGCAUCGGGCCGGCAUGUUCUUCGACCUGCCCGACUUCCUGACGUGGAAGGCCACCGGAUCGCUCACCAGGUCCCUCUGCACCGUCGUGUGUAAAUGGACGUACCAGGCCGGUGACAAGGAGACGGAGGGAUGGGACAGGACCUACUUUGAACAGAUCGGGCUCGGCGGCCUAGCGGAGGAGGGAUGGAAACGUAUCGGCACGGAGGUGGCGGCGCCGGGCUCACCCCUAGGUGAAGGUGUAACUGAGGAGGCCGCCGAGCGUCUGGGAGUGCCGGCCGGUACCCCUGUGGGUGCGGCGCUCAUUGACGCGCACGCCGGCGGCCUUGGCCUGAUGGCUAUCAGAGACCAGUUCGAGGACCCCUGCACCAGACUCGGCAUCAUCGCCGGCACAUCCUCGUGCUUCAUGGCGGUGAGCCGGGAGCCCUGUCCGGUCUCCGGUGUGUGGGGUCCCUACUGGAGCGCCAUGCUGCCCGGUCUAUGGCUCAGCGAGGGAGGUCAGAGCGCCUCGGGACGCCUGCUGGAGUAUGUCAUCAACAGCCACCCGCUGGGCCAGGCGGCGACUGAGAACAACAGGCCUGUUCAGGAAGACCUGGAGGAACUGCUGUCGACUAUGGCCAAAGAUCGGGGACUCUCGGACGUAACGCUGCUCACCAGUGAUCUCCACGUGUACCCGGAUCACCAUGGCAACCGGUCACCGCACGCCGACACCACUCUUCGGGGAAUGGUCAGCGGUUUGACGCUGGAUACGGGCCGACAGAGCCUGGCCAAAUACUAUCUCGCCCACCUACAGGCCAUCUGCUACGGCUCUCGGUCUAUCGUGGAAGCUCUGAGUUCGGGUGGCCACCGGAUCGAGGCGGUCUACAUCUGCGGAGGAAUCGCCAAGUCGUCCCUGUUCGUUCAGACGCUGGCCGACGUUCUCGGUGUUCCCGUGACCUGCCCCUCCCAGCCGGAGGCGGUGCUACUCGGAGCGGCAAUGCUCGGCGCCGUCGCCUCAGGGCUGACCCUGGACGAUGUCAGAGGUCAAAUAAGCGGCGCGGGCACCAGCGUGUCACCCCGACCGGAACUGGAGAUGUUCCAUUUGAAGAAGUACAAAGUUUUCCAGAAGAUGCACCGCGAUCAGCUGACUUAUAAGGAGAUCAUGGAAGGGUCUAUGAAGUAAAAACUCAGGCCUGGCGGAAUAUAACUAAACUACCGCAUCUGGUGGGUUUUUGUGUGAGUUGAGCUCACUGCUUAUAUGCUAUGGUGCAUAUAUUUUUGAUAUUUUUGCCUUUCAAAGGUUGAUCAUGACGACCUAAUUAUGCAAUGUGCAAUUUAAGGCUACGAGCUUACGACCAAGCCGUUUCGCAGGAACGGUAUGUGGAUUGUGGGGGUAUGGGGAUAGGACGAGUCGCGGGCUCGAAUCUAUAGUUCACAGGUGAAACGUGAGCGUUACAUAAGUAUGUGUUUGAGGGUGACAACAUUUUAUGUGACUAAUUGUCCGAAUGAUUUCAUUGAAUGGGAAAUAAACGAUAUAAUAAAUAAAUAAACGAUGA
Messenger RNA from Amphibalanus amphitrite, 2340 nucleotides. Its product is annotated as FGGY carbohydrate kinase domain-containing protein-like. The transcript is spliced from 13 exons. Gene Ontology annotation, biological process: carbohydrate metabolic process. The record is from RefSeq and is a predicted model, not a curated record. NCBI's taxonomy places the organism in Eukaryota, Metazoa, Arthropoda, Thecostraca, Balanomorpha, Balanidae. Bases 345 to 1967 code for a protein of 540 amino acids. Gene Ontology annotation, molecular function: phosphotransferase activity, alcohol group as acceptor; kinase activity.